UAAGCUGCGCGUGUAUAAAAACCUGGCAACUCUCAUAGAUACAAAGACAGAAUCGGAAGCGUUCAGAAUCGAUAAGUUGUUAACCAAAAAUUAUGUCCCGCUUAGUUCCUGUUGAUUAUUUUGAUUGGGGAUUUUUUGAUAGACAAAAAUCACUUUUUCCGAAGUUCAAAGGCAUUUUCAAUGAAAGUUUUGAGGAUUUUGAUAAGGAAUUGGAACAGAUCAGGAAAGAGAUGUUUCAGUUGACUCCUCUGGACUUUGGUGCCGGAUUUGACAAAGACCCUUUCGGUAAAGAUUUCUUUGGAAAGGACCCUUUUGCAGGUUUUGGGUCAAGCAUGUUAAAAGUAGAGAAACCAUUCAUUGAAGAUAUUUCUGGAAAUAAGAAGUUGAAUUUGAAAUUCGACUGUAGUCAGUUUAAACCGGAAGAGAUCACGGUGAAGACCGUAGACCGGAAUUUGACAGUGCAAGCUAAACACGUGGAGGAAUCGCCUGGGAAGAAAAUCCACAGAGAAUUCACCAAAUCCUACACACUUCCGGAAAACAUUGAUCCCAUGAAAGUCACUUCUACAUUGUCCGGAGAUGGCGUCCUAUGUAUUGAAGCACCUGCCCCUAAAAGUGUGGAGGUUCGCAACGAAAGAAUCAUUCCCAUUGAGAAAUUGGCAAUCAAGUAACAUUUCAAUUCUUAUGAACUUUGAAUGAACUACAGGAAUUGAUGUAAAAUAUGUGAUAUUUUUGUUAGGCAAUUGUAAAGGAUUAUAUAUUCAUCUUUAUUUUGUAAAGAAGAUUCAAAUAAAAUGAUCUCCGUAAACAAAUUCAUAGAAAAACAAACCUGACAAAUUUUGGAAACAGUUAAUCUACAAUCAGAUGGUGGAAAUGGAAUAUAUAUCCAUAAGGUAUCACAUCUGUCAAACGUUAUUUUUUAUUAUCUGUAUAAUCUCUCUUCUGCGAUAUAAAUACCAUGUACUAGCAUGCGUUGUACAUAUGCCUCUUUUUAUCUUAAUUAUAAAUCUAAUCUGACAGCACAGAAUAAAUACAAACAUCAUUAA
Messenger RNA from Saccostrea echinata, 1043 nucleotides. Its product is annotated as alpha-crystallin A chain-like. Bases 93 to 668 code for a protein of 191 amino acids. Lineage: Eukaryota; Metazoa; Mollusca; Bivalvia; Ostreida; Ostreidae. The record is from RefSeq and is a predicted model, not a curated record. Gene Ontology annotation, biological process: protein refolding; response to heat. The transcript has a single exon. Gene Ontology annotation, molecular function: protein folding chaperone.